AACGCGUUUGGACCUUACAUCUGCUGAAUUUAUUGGUUUGUUUGGGUUUCCCCACCCUCACUUACCGAAAACAAAACAAAACAAAAAAAGAAAAAAAAAAGAGAGAGGAAACAAGAAGCUCUCGUCCUUCUUCUUGAGCUUGUCUGGUAGCAUGAUCAUCUCCCACCUCCUCUUCUUCAUCAAAUCUUGAGAGUGGCGCCCAUUCAGAUCCUUGGAAAGUUGAGCAUGGUGGAGAGGAACUAUAGGAAGCAACUUAAGGUUGCGAGUGAGGCAAAAUUCGAUUUGUGAAAUCGUCCAUUUCACAGUGUCUUUUUGAAAAAACUAGUUGGGACUUUCAUCCAACAGUUUGCCGGCAGGAAGAAAACUCACAGCUUUCAGCGUGUGUGCGAGAAAGACUAUUCAAUAGCUAUGAGCACCGAGCAGCAGAAGAAUGCUUCUUCGUCCUCCUACCGGUGCACGUAUGAUGCCUUCUUGAGUUUCAGAGGCGCAGAUACACGCAAGAGCUUUACAGAUCACCUCUACAAUGCUUUGGAGUCGGCAGGAAUCCACACUUUUAGAGAUGAUGAUGAAAUUGAGAGAGGAGCAAACAUUGAACAGGAGCUACAAACAGCAAUACAAGAGUCACGAGUAUCAGUCAUUGUUUUCUCCAAGGACUACGCCUCUUCCAGGUGGUGCCUGAAUGAACUUGCUCUCAUCAUGGAACGUAAAAGAACAGAUGGACACAUGGUUAUGCCUGUUUUCUAUGAUGUGGAACCAUCAGAUGUCAGGAAGCAGACGGGCAGUUUUGCAGAAUCAUUUACUAGACAUGAAGAGCGCUUCAAGGACGAGAUAGACAAGGUGGAGGAGUGGAGGCGAGAUCUCAGAGAUGUUGCAGACUUGGGAGGGAUGGUUUUAAGAGAACGGUACGAGUGGCAGUUUAUUCAAGAUAUUGUUAAAGCGAUUGGAAAUAAACUGGACUACAUGACGAAUAGGAGAUUAAGAGUUGAUCCCUAUGUGAUCGGAAGAGGUAAUUAUGUGGAAAGCCUGAACACCUGGCUUGAAUAUGGAUCAAAUGAUGUUGGAGUAGCUGUCAUCCAUGGAAUGGGUGGAAUAGGGAAGACCACCAUUGCUAAAAUUGCUUAUAACCAGAACUUCCAGAAAUUUCAAGCUAGCAGCUUUCUUUCAGAUAUUAGGGAAACUUCCAAACAAGCCAAUGGUUUUGUUCACUUACAAAGGAACCUUCUUUCAGAUAUCCAAAAGGGGAAAAUGGAAGAAAUAUACAACCCUAAUGAAGGUAUAGUAAAGAUCAAACGUGUUGUACGUUGCAAAAGAGUUCUUAUUGUUCUUGAUGAUGUGGAGAACUCGGAACAGUUCAAUGCAAUAAUUGGAAUGCGAGACUGGUUCCAUCCUGGAAGUAAAAUUAUAAUAACAACUAGACAUGAACAUUUGCUGAAGGCUCAUGAAGUUGUAAGGUUUAAGGUUGAAGGAUUGCAUGAGGAUGAAUCGCUUGAGCUUUUCAAUUGGCAUGCCUUUCGACAACCCCAUCCUCAAGAAGGUUAUAUGGAGCUUUCAAGACCCGUGGUUGAACAUUGUGGAGGGGUUCCAUUAGCUCUUCAAGUUCUGGGAUCUUCUCUAUUUGGAAAAACAGCAGAUGUAUGGAAAAAUGCAUUACACAACUUAGAUGUGAUUACUGAGGGAAAAAUUCAAAAGAUUCUUUGCAUAAGUUUUGAUUCUUUAGAAGACCAUGAUCAACGUUUAUUCCUCCAUAUAGCCUAUUUCUUUGUGGGAAAGGACAAGGAUUUUACAACUACAAUCCUUGACGAAUGUGAUUUUGCCACAGAGGUUGGACUUCAACAUCUGGUUGAUAGAUGCCUUGUGGAAAUUAAUGUCAAAAACAAGAAGUUAAUCGUGCAUCAAUUACUUCAAGACAUGGGAAGGGCAAUAAUUCAUGAAGAAUCACCUGAGGACCCUGGAAAACGCACUAGACUGUGGCACAAAGAUGCAUUUAACGUUUUGACAAAAUUAACGCAGGGUACGAGAAUUGUCAAGGGCCUCAUGCUCCACUUUCUCCCAACAGAUUCAUCUCCGACAAAUGAGGUAGGUUUCAAAACAAAGGCAUUUACAGAGAUGCUCAAUCUUGAACUACUUCUGCUUGAUAAUGUAAAGUUGAGUGGAAGCUAUGAAGAUUUUCCAAAAAAUUUAAUAUGGCUGUCUUGGCGAGGAUUCUCUUUAAAAUCAAUACCAUCCAAUUUUUGUAUGGAACAUCUAGUUGUUCUUGACUUACGGAACAGCAGUCUGCAACAUAUUUGGAAAGGAACCAAGAUUCUUACAAGAUUGAAAAUCCUUAAUCUCAGUCAUUCACAUGGUCUUAGGACAACCUCUGACUUGUCUGGACUCCCUAACCUUGAGAAACUAAUUCUUAAGGAUUGCAUUAAUUUGGUUGAUGUUGAUGAAUCCAUUGGAAACUUGGGGAAACUUGUUUUCUUGAAUCUAAAAGACUGCAAAAGCCUUAUGAAGCUUCCAAAAAGAAUGAACUGGUUGAGGUCUCUUGAGGAACUUAUUCUUAGCGGUUGCUCAAAGCUUGUGCUUCAUGACAGUGCCACGGUAAUUCAUGUACACGCGAUAUCUGGGGAUAUGAAUAAACCUGGACUGUUGUCAACUUUAUCAUGGACACCAAUCAGGUCUUGGUGGAUGUGGGCAUGGCCAGGAAAGACUCUUCAAUCAACCAGUUUCUCACUGGCAAGUUUACCGCGUUGUUUGGGAAGCUUAAAUCUGUCUCGUUGCAAUCUGUCAGAGGUUCCCAAUGAUCUGUGUACAAUAUCUUCAUUGAAGUAUUUGGAUCUAAGAAGUAACCCAAUUUUGUGCCUACCACAAAACAUGAAGAGUCUUAUUAUGCUCGAGACUCUUUUGUUAUAUGCUUGCACAAACCUCGAAAUGCUUCCAGAGCUCCCAGCAAGGUUGAAAAAUUUGAAUGCAGCUUUUUGUACAUCAUUGAAAAGAUUAAAAAAUAUACCAAACUUGUUGGAAUCAUUGGAAUUCACUUUUCUGGGUUGCCCUCGGUUAGUUGAAGUUGAAAGCUUGUUGAAUAUAAAAACGUUGAGAAGCGCUGACAUAGAAAUGACAAGAUAUAUGGGACAGUUCGAUUUGAAAUCCAUAGCAAGCACUGAUGUCGAAAUGCUCAACUACUUGACCAGUACAACCAGGAAGGUUCCUGUCCAGGUCUUUCUCUGGUCUCCUCUCUCAUGUAUAGUUCUAAUUAUUAUAUAUAUGAAUUAGUUGGGCCUAACUAUUUGAAUAAUUAAAUUUGAAUUGUGGAUUCUUGAUGAAACAGGCAAUCUAUGAGUGUGGCAUAUAUAGCAUGUUCCUUCAUGCAAGCAAGAUUCCAGAUGGAUUUGACUUCACAAUACAGACAUCUGUGCUGUCAGUUAUUGCACCUUCACAUCCUAAUCUCAAAAUCCAAGGCUUGAAUGUAGGCGUUUUAUAUGCCAAAAAUGAACAUCAGAUUAAAGCCAGUGUAAAAAAUUUGAUUGAAGUUAGUAAUCAGACGAAGGCUCUCAUGUGGACCUAUUGCCCACUCACAAUAUGUUUGCCAACUGAGAAGGAAGAUGCGUUGUGGCUUAGCCAUUUUCGAUUUGGAAACAAUGAAUUCGAGGAUGGGGACCAAAUACGUGUUUCGGUGGAGGCGAUUGCUUUUUGUCGGGUGAAGGAGUUCGGAAUCCAGCUUGUGUACGAGCCGGAAAGACCUCCUUCUAGCCAGAAUAAUGUUGUUGCUGGAGAUGUGUCACUGUCAGCAUCAGAGUACCAAAUGUGGACAGGAAAAUACUUUCUCAGUAUUCGUGGGCGCCGUUUUCAUCAAGCUUGAUUCCUAAAGACAGUAGAUUCAUGAAUUUUACUUGGUUAAACAGUAGAAUUGUUAGUUCGUUAAACGAGAAACUAAAUUAAUAACUUAUUAAUUUACCAAUUAUUUAAUA
Messenger RNA from Pyrus x bretschneideri (Chinese white pear), 3950 nucleotides. RefSeq names its product disease resistance protein RPV1-like. The record is from RefSeq and is a predicted model, not a curated record. NCBI's taxonomy places the organism in Eukaryota, Viridiplantae, Streptophyta, Magnoliopsida, Rosales, Rosaceae. Bases 409 to 3255 code for a protein of 948 amino acids. Gene Ontology annotation, molecular function: ADP binding. The transcript is spliced from 5 exons. Gene Ontology annotation, biological process: defense response; signal transduction.